Columba livia (rock pigeon) is the source of this 2306-nucleotide messenger RNA. RefSeq names its product UDP-glucuronosyltransferase 1A9. Bases 596 to 2179 code for a protein of 527 amino acids. The record is from RefSeq and is a predicted model, not a curated record. Gene Ontology annotation, molecular function: UDP-glycosyltransferase activity. Lineage: Eukaryota; Metazoa; Chordata; Aves; Columbiformes; Columbidae. The transcript has 5 exons.
ACGAAAAAACAUUGUUUACUAAACUGGUCGUUUUCCCAAUGAUCAAAUGUGUGUUUUAUGUAAAUCUGGAAAUAACAUAUUUCAGGUGUUCCUAUUUUUUCCCUUACAUUUUAUAACACAAAAGAUUAGGAGAGUACUUAUUUCACUUCCAUCUCAGAGCAUUUCCCCCUCAGUCAGCCUCUCUCAGUGUCUCUUCUUGGGGUCAUUGCAGACUGUGGAGAUUCCUGCCAGCCCAAAGAGUUGGCUCAUCGGCCCCUUCCCUUUAUCCUGAGAGUGUCUUGUUCUGUCCUCGGAGAAAUUAUCUGAACAUCCGUGCUCAAGAGAGAAGUCUGAAUGAAUCUGACCGGCAGGUUGAGGGGCUAGUUCUCCGUGAAACGCUGAGGAAAUCCAAUGACUCAGCACAGAAAGGGGUCAUGGCAUUUGGCUUUACAAAUAAUGAUUAACAAAAAAAACACAACCCACAACCCAGAGCACUAAAUCAUUAACUAGACAGAGAAGGACAACUCAACAGAUAAACCAAUUGGCUUCCUUCAAAAGAGUCUUCAAGCUACAGUUUGAAGAAGACUUUCACAGUGUGUACUCUCACCACAGGAACAUGACUUUGCGGCUUUGCUGUGCCUGGAUUUUUAUCCUCCUCAUUCCCAGCCUCUCAGAUGGAGGGAAACUCCUGGUGGUGCCCAUGGAUGGAAGCCACUGGCUUAGCAUGAAGCCUGUGGUUGAAAAGCUCACCGAGAGAGGACAUGAAGUGGUGGUGGUUGCACCAGAAGUAAGCUGGCAGGUAGGAAAGACAGAGGCAUACACGGUGAAAACAUAUCCAGUGUCUUACACAGUAGAAGACCUGGAUAAUAACUUUCGUGACUACCUUGCUGUUCACCUGAAGGACUUGCCUUUUCCGCUGAACACUCUAGCGAUGUACAACAGCUCUGUGCAUGCUUUCCAUAUAUUCUUAGCUCAGUGCAAGGACCUUUUCAGGAACAAGGAGACUUUGCAGUACUUGAAUCAAAGCGGCUUCGAUGCUGUCCUAACCGACCCCAUCCUUAUGUGCGGAGCAACAAUUUCUAAGUAUCUUGCUCUUCCGUCUGUGUUCUUCAUGAGGGGAUUCCCUUGCAACUUACACUACGAAGCAGCGCAGUGCCCAAGCCCUCUGUCUUACGCUCCAAGACUAUUCACCUUCAACUCGGAUCGCAUGACUUUUUUCCAGAGAGUGGAAAAUGCACUGGUUUCCCUCCUGGAGCCUGUGUACUGUUACGGUUUCUACAAAGAAGCACUAGCGUUUUCCUCCGAAGUUCUUCAGAGAGAUGUAUCCCUGCUAGACAUGUUCAACUCUGCUUCCAUUUGGCUUCUGAGAUAUGACUUUGUGUUUGAGUACGUCAGACCAGUGAUGCCCAAUAUGGUCUUUAUUGGAGGUAUAAACUGUGCUGAGAAGAAACCACUGCCCAAGGAAUUUGAAGCUAUUGUGAAUGCCUCUGGAGAACAUGGCAUUGUUGUCUUCUCGCUGGGCUCCAUGGUCUCUGAGAUUCCUAUGAAGAAAGCUGAAGAAAUUGCAGAUGCCUUGGGCUCUGUCCCUCAGACGGUUUUGUGGAGAUACGUGGGAAAGUCGCCCCACAACCUGCCAAAGAACGUGAAGCUCGUCAAAUGGCUGCCACAGAAUGAUCUUCUAGCUCACCCUAAGACUCGUGCCUUUAUUACCCACGGAGGCUCACACGGUAUCUACGAGGGUAUAUGCAACGCAGUGCCAAUGGUACUAAUGCCGUUAUUUGGAGACCAGAUGGACAACGUCAAGCGAAUAGAGUCACGGGGAGCAGGACUGACACUGAAUAUACUUGAAAUGACUUCACAGGACAUAUCCACUGCCCUGAAAGCGGUUAUUAAUGAUAAGAAGUACAAAGAGAACAUCAAGCGCCUCUCUGAGCUUCACCUCGACAGACCCAUCCACCCGCUGGACCUGGCCGUGCACUGGGUGGAGUUCGUAAUGAAACACAAAGGGGCCCCACACCUGCGCCCCGCUGCUCACGACUUGAACUGGAUCCAGUACCACUCCCUGGACGUCAUCGCCUUCCUCCUGGCCGUGGUGCUCCUCUCCCUCUUCAUUUCUCUGAAGUGCUGCCUGUUCUGCUGCCGCAGGUGCUGCUCGAAGAAGGGAAGAGCAAGAAAGCCAACCAAAGCAAAGUCUCACUAGCAGAUGGAACCAGUGGUAGGGAAUAAGGACUCUGCUCCAGGCCAGAAGGAUCAGAGAACAUCUCAAAUUUCACUCAAAUAAUUGCUGACUUUCAUUCAGGAAAUAAAAACAUUCCUUUAAACUAGAA